AUGAAUCGAAAAGAGAAGUUGAGGAUCAACAUUCAAGAGAAGCAGGAGGCCAUGCAGAGAAUCGUAGACACGAUGGAUGAAGAAGCUCAAACACUUGCGUCAUUAGCAGCAAAAGCAGAUGAAGUUGAUAGCCAUGUAAUCAACAUUGCUCGCUUGGAGGAGUCGCAUGCCAAAGUUGAGACGGAGCUGGAAGCGUUACAAGAUUUGGAGGAGGCAAAAGAUUUAGAGGAGGAAAAAGAUACAACAUGA
Messenger RNA from Sclerotinia sclerotiorum 1980 UF-70, 249 nucleotides. RefSeq lists its product with no specific name. Bases 1 to 249 code for a protein of 82 amino acids. The record is from RefSeq and is a predicted model, not a curated record. The transcript is spliced from 2 exons. Lineage: Eukaryota; Fungi; Ascomycota; Leotiomycetes; Helotiales; Sclerotiniaceae.